UUGACGGCUCCAGUUUUGACGCGGGUUAUUAUUUGUGUAAAGAAGAAAAACACAGGAGAAUUUUAAGGAGACUGAAGGAAGAGGUGGGAGAAAGAAAAAAGCCUUGGAGAAAAGCAGACGGAAGAUAUUGCAUUUGCAGUUUGAGAAACCGGCAGUGAUCGAGUCACCAUGACGACAGAACUGCAGGAGAUUGCCAUCACGGAGGAGAAGCCUUUACUUCCAGGCCAGCUGGAUCCGACAAAGGAAGCUGAAAUCGCUGCUCGGAUUUUGCUCGAUCAUGGACAGGAGCACAGCAUUGAGACUCCCUAUGGCCUGGUCCACGUGACCAUCCACGGCUCCCCAAAAACCCGCCGCCCCGCCAUCGUAACCUACCACGACGUGGGACUGAACCAUAAGAGCUGCUUCGGCCCGCUGUUCAGAUUCGAGGACAUGCAGGAGAUCACCAAGAACUUCGUGGUGUGCCACAUCGAUGCCCCGGGACAGGAGGAGGGGGCGGCAGCCUUCCCAGUCGGAUAUCAGUACCCGUCUAUGGAUCAGCUGGCUGAGAUGGUCCCAUGCAUUCUGCAGUACUUCAAUUUCCGCAGUAUAAUCGGAGUGGGCGUGGGAGCAGGAGCCUACAUACUGUCCAGAUACACACUCACCUUCCCUGACUCUGUGGAGGGUUUGGUUCUCAUCAAUGUAGAUGUCAGUGCCAAGGGCUGGAUGGACUGGGCAGCUGAGAAGUUGACCACUUUAACCUCCUCACUGACCGAGAAGAUCCUUGGCCAUCUUUUCAGCCAGGAUGAGCUGUACGCCGGCACUGAACUGGUGCAGACCUACAAGGAGAACAUCUCCCAGGCUCCCAACCUCUACAAUAUCGAGCUGUUCUGGAAGAGCUACAACAGCCGCAGAGAUCUGAACAUCGACCGAGGAAGCACUCUGAAGUCUCCAGUCAUGUUGGUGGUUGGAGAUCAAGCCCCUUAUGAAGAUGCUGUGGUGGAGUGCAAUUCUAAGAUGGAUCCCACACAGACCUCCUUCCUCAAGAUGGCCGACUCCGGUGGACUCCCUCAGCUCACCCAGCCCAGCAAACUGACUGAAGCCUUCAAGUACUUUGUGCAGGGGAUGGGUUACAUGCCUUCAGCCUGCAUGACACGACUGUCCCGUUCGCGCACCGCCUCUCUCUCCAGCUCCUACUCCAUCGACGGGACCCGUUCUCGCUCCCGCACCCUGUCCCAGGGCAGCGACCCGGACCAGACAGCCGCGACACUCCCCCAAACCAUGGAGGUGUCCUGUUAGAGGAGCCGAGGAACCGCAGCACUCCGACCAGCCAGCCAUCCAGCCAGCUGUCUCCUCCUCUGCCAUCAAGGGCUGCCUUCACGCAGAGGAGGGAGACUGCAGAUCUACACCGCUGCUCCAGAGGCAUUUCGAUAUGGUGGUUCAUUGAGCACAUGGAGAGGGGGGAGGGGGGAGGAGGGAGGAGGGAGGGAGGAUAAAGUACCCAGAGAUCACAAGACAACUUAUCUUUUUGACUGUGUUUUUCUUCCAUGCUCUCAAGUAGCCACCGUAUUUUAAAGACAAGCGUGAAAUGUGAAAUGCUGUGUGUUACUGUUUUUAGUUUCCUUUGUUCUCACUGUGUUUGUGAUUUUUACAGUUGAUCUGGAUAAUUGUUGGUGCUGCGCUAUAGUGGAUGCACGGGCAGGCAAAUACACAACAUUACAAGUGAAGCCAGCAGUGCAAGAAAUUAUCUAAAGCUUUUUCUGUGUUUGCAAUAAAAUCGAUUUGAUACCUGGAAAUGUGAAACAUCAGUUUAAUACCAAGCAGGUCACCCAGAAGGCAACUCGAGACAUCACUGUCAGACAAUGAGCUUUCCUUUGGAUAGAAAUUCCUGUUGGGAUUUUUAUCCCAGCAUAUUGCCCUGAAGAAAGCCUAACUAGCGGAACCAUUUGCAGACUACAAUGGAUUUGGAUCACGUAUAGUAUACAGUAAUGGUCCUGCUAGGGUAGCAUCAUGCUACAACAGGACUGCACUGCAGUGAAUUACCAGCACUGUGUAAUGGUUUAUACAAUCAAUCCCAUUUCUAAAUAAUGACAGUGUUAGCAAGCUACAAAUUUUCCCUUGUGAUACAAUUGCCCCUUAAACAGUACAAAUGCAUUAGCAUUGUAGUUCCACUGUCUGUGUGCGUGUCUGUCUGCAUUGGCAUUGACUAUCGUGUCAGAUUCUUAGUAGGAAAUCAAAUGGUGGAGUUAGACUAUAACGUGACACUGACUAUUAAGGAAAACGUGAAAGAAAUAUCGGAAAACAUCACAAAUGAUUAUCCAGGUUGGACGGUAAAUAUUUCACAAAGCUUAAAAAAAGAAUACUGUAAAAUGUAAUUUUUGUGCUCUUUUGAUCAAACCCAAACAAUUUUAUUUUGCGUGAUAAAAGGAUGAAUAUCUUGUUUUUAAUCAAAUAGAAAUGUGACACUUCUUUUUUUCUUUAGGGAGGGUCGGGGUGGUGGGAUGGGUUUCCCUUUUCUCUUUUAAAUGCAUGGCUUUUUUCACAAAUUGAAUAAUAAUAAUAAAUGGUAAAUGGAGCAUAGAUGUAGGGUUUGAAUUGUAUUCAACACAUUAAGGAGAAAUCAGCUAGCGCUUCCAUUAUAUUUUAAGUAUUAUUGUUAUUAUAGUAGGGAUCCUAUUGUUAACCUUGUACCAUUUUUAUACCUGCCGUUACUUAGUGUUCUCCCCAUGGUUAGACUGAUGUGUCUGUGUAUAUUUAAGACCUGAGAUCCAUUUGUAAAAGAUCAUGGGAAUCCUAUAGUGAUAAGUUGCUAGAUACGCUCUGUAGCUGUGUUGUGGUAGCACUGUGGGGACAGACCGCUUUACUGUUCUACAGUAACUCUGCUCUGAGCUUCUGUUAUACUUCUUGGGGUUUCGGUACCAUUCCUCUCUAUGUAACUGCUCUUGCGUUAUAUAGGGCUUACAUGUGUAUCUAUCUCCUGGUCCCUUCACACAAGAUGGAUCUCUGCAGGGCUGUGCAGCAUCAAUAUCUUCAGAUCUAACCAUGCCUGCCAGGGGAGAACACUGAGGUAUGGGAGUGAGAGACUGUCCUGUGCCCUACUGUGCUGUACUGUGCCGUACCAUGCUGUCUUUAUAUAUAAACCCCACUUGUGUUUGAGGUCUGUAGAUCAAACGUGGCCAGGGGCAGCCAGCAAAUUUUGGAAGCAGUGUCGAAAAGAUCUGGUUUAAAUUCAAGAAGAAAGAUUAGUCAGGAUUAGUUACAAGAAAUUCUCAGAGGCUGCAAUUACAGAAAAAAAAAACAAAAUUAUUUUGCACACAUCUUAAGGUCUGGGGAGUGAUUAUUUUAUGAUCUUUUCACUUAAGUGACCUUAUUAAAUAUUUUUGAUCACUGCUAGAAGUUGUUUUAACUGCACAAAGAGUACAUUGUACCAAAAUAUUUUGAGUUUUAAACAUUAGCCAAACCUCAAAAAGUGCAGAGAAACACUCCCUCGCCUCCUGAGAGAAAGGUUGGUCCCUCCAGGGCCGACUUGAACCAUGGUGACAGAACUGCCUGUUCGCUCACCACUAAGCCCUGGGAACACGGAGCCACAUUGUGGCUUGGAACUUGGUUUCAGGCCCCUGCAUGGCACGUCAGGGGAGAGUUGGGGUUUGGUACCAGACUUCAAACCACUUCCUGAAAUGGCUGUGUGUUCCCUCAUCUUAAGAAAAGGGGCGUUCUCUCCAGUCUAGGGCAGGCUUGUGCUAAAACUGCACCAUGGUUUCAUAAACACAAACAGUUAAAAAAAAAAAAAAAGAAAGAAUUGCAUUUCUAAACUCAAAACCAAAUGUUAGAGCCAAAACUAAAGACAAUCCUUUAAAAAAAAAAAAAAAAGAAAGAAAAUUGUAACAGGGAUCAUCAGCAUGCCUUCCAAAAUGUGUUGUGCCACUUGGAGUAAAAAAAAAAAAAAAAAGCAGAAUAUGUCUCCUCCUCCUGUCCCUCUUCUGCUAUACCUGAUGUGAAGGAGGGUUAGUGGAGUGAGUGAAGGGCUUUCUGCACCUCUCCUUUUUCUUUCUCCAGUGUCGGGCUGUGUAAGAUUGCUCCGAGUGUCUGCGGAAGAUUUAUCUUUCUUUUUCUCUAGAAGUAAAGCAAAGGGAGUUUCAUUUUUAGCUUCAUCUGCUAGUUACUUGCCUCAUCCCUUUUAGCUGGAGAGCUACUGGGCAAAUUAACUUUGUUGCAGCUUGAGAAUAGCAUAGGGGAUAACAUACAACACAGAACACCAUUCUGUUUUGAUAAUAACAUAUUAAUAUUGAUCACCGCGUUUCAGUACCAGGUAAGACCCAUUAACUGGAUGGCCAGUAACCUAUGAGACCGGCACGUUCAGUCAUGUAUACAUUUGCUAUAUAGACUUAUUUUUGUUUUGGGAUGUUCCUGUUUUUCACUAGGGCAGGCUUGAGGCAUACAAACUGGACUACCCUCCAAGAAAGAAAGCAGUCUCUCUCCAGUCUGGGACAGAUUUAAGGCAGGGAGCCUGCACAAUCUUCAGGCAUCACAAAUGAAAAUAACACUGAUUAAAAGGGCUUUUUUUGCCCCCUUUGCUUUAGUGGUGGUUUGAAACUGUUCUGGUUGAGCCUUCUUGUUGGGAAUGCACCCGUGAAGAACCGAUCGGUAUUCUAGCAGAGAGAUGUGGGCUGUAUGAAGGUUCAUAAUGGGUUAGGGUUUAUAUCAGCAGAGGUGUCCUGAAUCUGAAGGCACUGGGACGCCACGAAAAUAUGGAUUUCCUUAAACAAGAAUUAUUAUACAAAUUCAGAUUUUACCUGUCAGUGUGUCAACGGCUUCGUCUGUGUGUCCACGUCAGUGGAUGCACUGUUGCUGUCGUCUUUGUCAGCAUUUUUAGCUUUCGUAAAGAAGUAGUUACUAAUGCUCUUUUCAUUCAAGAGGACUACUGACUGAAUCAGACAGUUGUGCAGGAGAUGCGAGUCAUGUGACUUAGCUUGCCUAUAAAGAGAGUUCCGACUCAACUACACCAGGGGUCCUCAAACGUUUUGGACCGCACCCCCUUGCUCUUGUGUAUAGUACUCGACGCCCCCCCCCCCCCCCUCCACACACGGAUGUAUACUGGUAAAAAAUUUGACAUGCCACUGGUUUCUCUAAAUUUUAUAAUUUUUUUGCAUGAACCAGCCACCAAUCCAUCGUAAUAUGAGCAGACGUACCACUGCAGUAACAGUUUACUGAUUGUGACCAAUGCUUGCUAAUGUGCACACCGCUUAGCUGAUAAACAACAUCACCAGAUAGCAGCAGACUUUAUCCAAUAAUAUGCAAGCUUCAAUAAAAGGCACCAGUCAGAUGCACAGUGCCAUCUAGAGACUGACAUGCCAGGAGGUGUCGGCAGUAAGGUUUGCUUCAAGUUAACAUAUAUCGGUGUGCGUGGUAAUUAAAAAAUCCUAUAUUUCUUUUUACAGAUAGUUAGAAACAUGCCAAUUAAGACCCCAUUGUAUUACCACGAGGAUUUGCGGAUCUCCACCAAAGGCUACUUCCCAAUGGAUUUGAAAAACAGUACAGUCAUGGUGCUGAUACAGUAGCAAAUUGUCUAGUACUAAUAGAAUGCAGUAGCGGUGGAAUAGAUUACCCUGAGUUGUGAUUGGCAUCACGUCAUACUACCAGUGGAAGCUUUGUCUCAUUGUACGUCUGCUACCUUAAUAUUGAACCAGGUCAUUGGCAUUGCAGGACCACUGUCUUCAGUGUCAUUGAUGUAGUUUUAUAAUGAUUUUGAAUGCAAAAAGUUGGAUUUGUAACAUGAAGAUGUAGCUGGGAUAUCAAACUGAGGACCAUCAUGUAUUCUGUUUUUUUUUUUUCCACAAGUCCCUUUUCGUGUUUCAUUUAAUUCAGUUGGCAUGCUCAGAACGAUUCGUAAGCUGAGGGAACACGGAGCCACUUUGUGGCUUGGAACUUGGUUUCAGGAGUCUGGGUUUCAGGGGAGACUUGGGGUUUGAUAGAGCAACCUCAGACUAGGUCUCCCGAUCUCCUAGAUCCAGGUUUCAAGCCGCUUUUCCUGAAAAAGUGUCUUUGUGCUUCCUCAGCUUUAAUUAAACAUGGCAAUUGUGAUGUUGUACUGUGUGGGGAAACCAUUUCACCCAAACAUAUUUUCAAAAAAAUAGUCGCAAGUUUUCUUGGUAUAAUUGCUGCUGUGUGAAGCUGAUAAGACUCUGUUUAAAAUAUGCUUUGACUCUGGAGUAGAGAGACCUGAUAGAUGAGACCCAGAUAAAGACAAGGUAGAGAAAAUGUUAUAGCAGGGAAUUAACAACAGAAUGCUACUCAAACCAUCACAUUGCAACCUAUUUUAACGUUUGCCAUCUGACAUCACAAUGGCUUGGUGCCCAUCUUUCUUUUACCAUAUAACUGAUUUAUAUUACCUAAAUUGUUUUAACUUUCAGAAUCAAAGGAGGGCGGUCCUUUUUGUAUCUUUUGUAUGUGUUUCUCUUGUAGCAGAAUGGGGUUCACUAAUAAAUUGAUGUUUUAGCA
Molecule: messenger RNA, 6474 nt
Organism: Acipenser ruthenus (sterlet)
Lineage: Eukaryota; Metazoa; Chordata; Actinopteri; Acipenseriformes; Acipenseridae
Product: protein NDRG2-like
Exons: 16
Coding region: 169-1275 (368 amino acids)
Biological process (GO): signal transduction
Cellular component (GO): cytoplasm
Source: RefSeq, a predicted model, not a curated record